This is a messenger RNA of Cynoglossus semilaevis (tongue sole), 5893 nucleotides long. RefSeq names its product single-stranded DNA-binding protein 3. Gene Ontology annotation, molecular function: single-stranded DNA binding; protein binding. The record is from RefSeq and is a predicted model, not a curated record. The transcript has 18 exons. NCBI's taxonomy places the organism in Eukaryota, Metazoa, Chordata, Actinopteri, Pleuronectiformes, Cynoglossidae. Bases 430 to 1581 code for a protein of 383 amino acids. Gene Ontology annotation, biological process: positive regulation of transcription by RNA polymerase II. Gene Ontology annotation, cellular component: nucleus.
AAUGGCAAGGAUUCAUUUUGAAAAUAAAACAUAAGGUUAAGAACUUAAGCUAAAUGCAAGGCCUAACUUUAAAGGCCUGUGUGAAGACAAACUUGAACUUGGAGCGAAGUGAAGGGAAAAAGUGAGACGCUGUCUCUUUAAGAAACCCCCACCGUCUGAGAACAGGGGGGGCGUGAGCAGAAUCCAGGAACAGCGAUUGAAAAAAAAAAAGCUCCACCAGUGGACAGUUUCAAGUUCCCCCCAGACUGAAAGCCUGCCUGAUUUGUGGGCAAUGUUGGGGAUGUAAAAAAAAAAGAAACCGGAGCAAAGAGAGAGAAAGGCAGGGGAGAGAGAGAGGAAGACAACACUAAGUGGGUAGCUAUGGAGAUAGUAGCUUUUCCUGAUAGCUUUCUUUGACAGGUGACUAAAAGUAUCACGACACCUUCCAAGAUGUACGGCAAAGGGAAAGGAGCUGUGGUGCCUUCCGACAGCCAAGCCAGAGAAAAGUUAGCAUUAUAUGUGUACGAGUACCUGCUACAUGUGGGAGCACAGAAGUCAGCACAGACCUUCCUCUCUGAGAUUCGAUGGGAGAAAAAUAUUACAUUAGGGGAGCCUCCUGGAUUCCUCCAUUCGUGGUGGUGCGUGUUCUGGGAUUUGUAUUGUGCGGCUCCAGACCGGAGGGAGACAUGUGAGCACUCCAGUGAGGCCAAGGCCUUCCACGACUAUAGCGCAGCAGCAGCGCCAAGCCCAGUCAUGGGCAACAUGCCACCCAACGACGCCAUGCCAGGUGGACCCAUGCCCCCGGGCUUCUUCCAGGGACCGCCCGGCUCUCAGCAGUCCCCACACGCACAGCCCCCCCCACACAACCCCAGCAACCCAAUGAUGGGACCCCACGGCCAGCCUUUCAUGUCACCGCGGUAUCCUGGCGGACCUCGGCCUGCACUCCGAAUGCCAAAUCAGCCUCCGGGGGGAAUCCCUGGGUCUCAACCUCUCCUGCCAAACAGUCUGGACCCGACACGACCGCAAGGACACCCUAACAUGGGUGGACCAAUGAGAAUGAAUCCUCCUCGAGGGAUGGCCAUGGGCCCACAGAACUAUGGAGGAAUGAGGCCUCCUCCCAACUCCAUGGGUGGUCCGAUGCCAGGGAUGAAUAUGGGUCCUGGAGGCAGGGGGCCGUGGCCUGGGCCUAAUGCUAACUCUCAGAUAGCAUACUCCUCAUCAUCUCCAGGAAACUACGUGGGUCCUCCAGGCGGAGGAGGUCCACCCGGAACUCCCAUCAUGCCCAGCCCAGAUUCAACCAACUCCAGCGAAAACAUCUAUACGAUGAUGAAUCCUAUUGGACCAGGAGGAAACAGACCCAAUUUCCCAAUGGGACCUGGGCCUGACGGGCCAAUGGGAGCAAUGGGAGCCAUGGAGCCACAUCACAUGAAUGGAUCACUAGGGUCUGGGGAUAUGGACGGGUUGCCAAAGAGUUCUCCUAACAACAUGGGAGGCAUGAACAACCCUCCUGGAACGCCGAGGGAUGACGGCGAAAUGGGCGGGAAUUUCUUGAACCCAUUCCAAAGCGAAAGUUAUUCACCCAACAUGACGAUGAGUGUGUGAUUUUGUUAUUUUCCCUUUAUUGCUUUUAUUUUUUUAAAUUCCCUUCUUUUUUUUAAUCAAAUCAAUCCUUCACAUUGGAUUGGACCACCUCUCUCCAUCAAACACACACACACACACACCACUUUUUCCUCCACCCUCAUUCCAACCCCACCAUUGGCUCCUCGUACCACCAACAUCAACCACGGUCACUGAGAACCUCUGGGACGCCGCCCCCGGGAGCGUGCUGGGAGCUCCCUCCUGGAGUGUGAGGAGACGCCUGUCGAUGCAAACGGGAAACAGUCAUCGCAGAUCCACAGGAAGUACCUGCUCCCUGACUCCCUGAGGCUCUGGCUUCUCUGACUUCCUGUCAGGGUGCAGACACUGAGUCAGGGUAGAAAGGAGGAUGAGCAGAGAGACAGACGAACAGAGAGAGGAGACUGGAAAAAAACAAAACAAUGAUUCAGCCCUUUCUUGUGGUCAAACUCUCCAAGCAGCUGUUUGCAAACAUCUCAGCCGUCACUUUGGACUUUUAUUUUUAUUUUCCUUUUCCUGUGUUUCAAACCCAAAUGGUGAGUUGGGAAAGCACCUCUUUUUUUCCCCCCUCACAUUAGUCCCUCUGUGUUUACAGAGGUGUUGUUAUAAUUUGAUGAAAAAUAUUUUGUUUCUUUUUUUUUUCUUUUGUGUAUGUAUUGUAUCAUUGUUAUUUUUAUUAUUUUAUUAUUGUUAUUAAUGAUAUUGGUCUUACCAUUUUUAAGAUUAGGUUUUUGUUUUUUUUUUAAAGAAAGGGCACAUGAUUAUAAUGAAGACAGUCCAUUUGCUGUAUAACAUGCGAGCACACUGCCCCCUACUGGUGAGAUUUGACUGAUGGUACUGAUUGGCUCAUUGUUCCCUUUUGAUAAUCCUUAGUUUCUUUCCACCCCUUGUUUGAACAACACAUGACAGAAUAAAAUAAAAGCAGCUCCUGUUUUUGUAGCUUCAAUGCAGUGCAAUGCACAGCUCUAUUUAUUAUCACAUACUUUUUUUUUCAUUUAAAUCAAUGUUAUUUUUUUUUUGUUUGGGAAGUUGUGACCACAGUCUUUUGUUAAAGGAGACAUUUGACAGUUUUCAACACAUAAUAACCUACAUGACCGGGACACUCUGAAUUUUAACAUGCUCAAAAUAAUAUCUCAAGUGUUACGCAACAUGAACUCUUCCUAAUGACUUACAGUACUGCUCCAGUGGUGUCCUGCAGGUAAAUGUUGCCCAGUCCUAAUCUGCCCUCUACAAAAUAGAGGCUGUAGCAAAAAGUCUGAACAUGUGUUGUUGGUCGGACAUCAAAUAAUGGGGUUAAGUGUUGAAAACAGAAGAAUUUCCCCCUUUACUGGUAGCAGCUCUGUAAAUAUGCAGAUCCACUCGGCAGUGUGUUCUAUCUCAACAUCAGGCCCCGGGUCUUUUUUUUGUUCAUGCUGCUUCCACUCCUGCUGCCCACUCUGCUCACUCCACUGUGUUUGUAGGCUGUGGUUGUUGUCUCUGUGCUGACUCAGAUUUGUUUUUCUUUGCUGAUGAGUCCCCGACACUGUGACUUUCUCCAACUGCAGAUAUUUUGAUUCAAUAAUUACCCCAACUGUGUUUAUCAAUCACACCUUGAAAAAACAUUGGUUUAUUUUGUUUCUCACCUGGUCCUGUAGAGGGCAGUCUCUCUGCAGUUCAAGCUCAUAUUCUCUUUGGCCAACUGUUAUAUUUUUAAUACAUUGUGAUUGUGCUGUAAGCAAGCAAGCUAAAACAAUCUCUUAGAGGGAACAUAUCCUGUAACGAGCAGUGAUAAUAUUCAUUUGAUUUUAGCAUUGUUUUUACAGUCAUGUUUCUCAAACAUUUUAAUUUAAGGACCUGCGUUUAAAAAAAAUCAAACACGUUUUAACAUAAUUCACAAGGAGAAGUUGUUCUUUUCAAUUGUAAUAAUGAUAAUAAUUUUCUUGCAAAAGCAGUUUCUCACAAAUCAGUGGUCUGAACCUGGUUUCCUUUUCAAAUGUUAAGAACAGAAAAGACCAAAAAAAAAUCCACUUCCUUUAAAACCCUUUGACUGCAUGUUUCACAGCCUUCUGAAGUUGUUGUUAAGCAAGGUUUAAAAUCUUAGGACAAGAAAAAAAAAAUCAACACAUUUAUUGAAGAUCCCUUAAAAAAACAAACCAAUUGCUAUGAACCUAAAAAUGAAGGUUUUUUUUUUUCACUUUGCUUAAAAGUGAGCAUGCUUAAGAUGUUAGCAAGCAAGCUAAUCCUCCUGGAAGAUGUACAAGAAAAUAGCUAGCACUAAAAUCUGUCACUUUCUCCUUGAUGACUUGGCUAGAAAUGCCUCUGUGACUGCACAGGAGGAGAGUACUGUUGGUCAGUUCCACCUUUUUCUUUCCCGUGCUCCUCAGCAACACAUGGCAGAUAUUUGAAUGUUUUCAAAGACCUGGUUGAUGAUGUGACACUUGUUGGACUAUGAUUCUGGGAAAUCUACCAGCACUGGUACGUGUGCUGCUGGAUAUAUUUUACGCACAGCUGCCUCUCCGUCAAUUGCAUCCUGUGACAUGAGUGGGCCUCCCUUUCUCGCUCUUUACCUUUAAUCAUCAUACAGAAAACGACCUUCAUCUUCUCCGGCCAUUUCUUAGAACUCCACCCUUCUUCUUCUUACGACUCUCCAUCUUUUCUGAGUUUAUUUUUUAUCCUUUUUGGUGUAAAUACUGUAAAAUGCAUUUUGAUAUCAUUGACAUCUUUUGAUAUUUCAGAUCACAACUUGACAGUUGAUCAGAAAACCUGCCAAUUUCGGGCGACUGACUGUGUGUCUUUGUUCAGAGGUGGGAAAAAAAAGGUUCUUUUACACAGAAAUCAUAUGAACGAGGAGGAAACAGAAAUUGGAGCUGCUAUGGACUGAUAUGCUAUCCCACCUCAUCCUAAACAAACCGGGGGAUGGGGAGGGUUCCACAUUUUGCAGCGCUGUAGCAUCAUGGGAACUUAUAGGAUGAGUGAAGACGAUUUUAUUACCAUUCAAUUCUCAGAGCUCUGACAAAUAAGGGUGCGUUCACAUUGACUUUGUUCAGACUGAUAAACCAUUUCUUUUUUUUGUGAUAUCUUUUUUUUGUUGUACAUGGCUGUGACCAGUUUUAUUUAACAUAUUGUGUUGUUUCCUUGUAACUAAUUUGAAGGCCUCACCCAAAACUGCAAUAAUUAACAUUGCAAUCUCUAUAGGUAAUGCAGGCUUUAAAGCCUAGACUUUCUUUCUCUCCACAAAGCUGAAGUAUGCCUCUGUGGCUGCUCAGUCUGCACACUAGCUGUUCUUCCCUUAAAAGUGCGUAUGCUUAAACUGUUAGCAAGCGAGCUCCCUGUUCUCCUGGGCUAACAUACGAGCCCAUUAAGACAGGUCCUGGGUUCUUAUAUUUAGCAGUGAGUGUUAAGUUAUUUUUCCCGUUGCAUCCAUUUCAGAAACUUUUAGGUGUGAACGCACCCUUACUGUGCAAAACCGCUCUGUCCUUAUCUUCUGUUCUUGGAAGGUGGCAAAGAAAUGCCAUUUUUUUUUUUUUUUUUCGUGCAACCCAAUUUUUUCUCAAAAAACAAAACAAGCGCAAAAGAUGCUAGCUCUCAAUCUGACACCAGGGACCACACUUUACUAUGAAGGAUUCUUUUUUUUUAAUGUAUUUAAAUGGGACGGGAGAAAGUAAAGAGGUGGAGAAAUGAAUUUAAAUGGACAGGCAUGUUGCUGAGAGGAGGAGGAGGAGGAGGAGGAGAGGUGUUCACCUCCUCCUGGUUCCACACGUUGAAAUCCUGUUGUAUAAAAUGCAGUCGAACUUCUCUCUUUCCUUCUGUCCUGUAAGUAAAACUCGUCACUGCGUUGAUCAUUUCUGUAUUUCUAUUGUGCUGAUGUAUAAUACUGUAACAUUCAGGGGGGAGGGGUCAGAGAGGAAGUUUUAGGGACUGGGACUAAAGAAAUUUCUUUUUUUGUUGUUUUUUUUUUUUCUUUUUCUUUUUUUCCUCUUCAUGACAAAGCAGUAUUGAAUAUGAGGCAGUCGGUCCCUGGGGAGUUGCUUUGUGUCUCAUGUUAGGGGUAGUUUUCAGAAUCCUAAAUGUCUCGUGUAGUAAAAUUAAAGAGGUUCCUUCUUCGUAUGUUUCUUUAUAUUGUAAAGUUUCUUUAGAUAAUAAAAAAUAAUAAUGUUCCUUAUGGAAAAAGGUGGGAAAACUUGCAUUGAUAAAUGUUUUGUUUUAUUUUUUGCCUUUGGUUUAAUUUUCAUCAAGUUGUCAGUCGUUUUUGCCUGUGUCCCCCUUGUUGUAGAUACAUAUUAAAAACAAAUAAAAUGAAUUCACUCCUUUUUGCCAUGAA